Molecule: messenger RNA, 708 nt
Organism: Coregonus clupeaformis (lake whitefish)
Lineage: Eukaryota; Metazoa; Chordata; Actinopteri; Salmoniformes; Salmonidae
Product: monoglyceride lipase-like
Exons: 3
Coding region: 457-708 (83 amino acids)
Cellular component (GO): membrane
Molecular function (GO): lipase activity
Source: RefSeq, a predicted model, not a curated record
CAUUAGAUUUCCAUAGAAAAAAAGCUGAAUAUCUAAUGUUCCAGAGUUGCACAACCAUAACAAUCUAUAAUUGGAACUGGCCAAAUCCAGUAUUUAAUAACAAACGGAUGGGUUUAUUCUGGGCCCCUGGCCAAACAUAAUCAAUCUUCAUCACCUAUUCUCUGUUCUCAGAACCUCUAGCUAAUACCAGUUCUGCUGUGGACAUGAAGAACACGUGUGGAUUGAGAGAGAGAGCAGGACAAGAGGCGUUUUGGUCUAGUACGUGAAGCUCCAUCCGCCUCCUGUAAACGGGUUUCAGUCAGUGUGAGUAUUUGGCGUUUCCUCUCGCACGCAUUACCUACAAGCGGCCACGCAACUUCAACCGAAAGCGCAGAGAAGGAAGAGAGAGAGCCGUGUGUGAGACAGCAGAAACUUGACAGACCUUUCAGGACAUAAGAGUGGGUCCUCGGCGCCUCAAUGCCCGAACCAGGAGCUCCGCGGCGGACUCCGCAAGGUGUUCCGUACGCCGACCUGCAGCACAUCGUCAACGCCGACGGACAGCACUUGUUCUGCCGCUACUGGGAGCCGGAAGGCCCCCCAAGGGCUCUGGUGUUCGUGGCCCACGGGGCAGGGGAGCAUUGCGGGCCGUACGAUGAGAUUGGCCAGACCCUUAAAAAACAGUCUCUGCUUGUCUUUGCACACGACCAUGGUGAGUCAAACACCCUGUAG